Molecule: messenger RNA, 4885 nt
Organism: Hydractinia symbiolongicarpus
Lineage: Eukaryota; Metazoa; Cnidaria; Hydrozoa; Anthoathecata; Hydractiniidae
Exons: 4
Coding region: 1164-1802 (212 amino acids)
Source: RefSeq, a predicted model, not a curated record
UAAAUUUCAUACUCUCAACUUCAUAUAUUUUCGAAAUGUUUCUUGCGUGUUUUCCCAUUUCUACCCCUGUAUAUAUCAACUGCUGUUAAAAUUUAAUUUUAACUGCAGUUGAUAUAUAUAGGACACCAGUACGUGCGGUAAAAUGAAACUAACCGAGAGGUGGUUAAAAGCUGUUCGAAGUAACAAGUGAAGGCCUUUGCAUCAAACUUGGUAAUGUGGUUAUUCUAGUUUUUAAAUAAUAAAUGAUGGCGCACAAACAUUUUAUUUGAUUGGUUUUUGAUGUUUAAUACGUUUUCCAAGUUAAGACAUCUUGAUACUGAAUUUAUGCAGGAACAAUUUUCAUAAUACUGUCCCAUCGACCAAUUAUCAGAAUGUCCCACUUGCACGUAAGCUCUUUAACUUUGUUUAGAAUGAAGGAAAGAUUUAGCAGGCUAUAAAUAUAUGGGGUAGAAAUGGGAAAGCACGCAAGAAACAUUUCGACUUAUUCUACAAAUAAUAAACUUUCAUUCAAAAUAUUUGAAGUAGGAGUUUCCUUAGCCUUUUCUUUCCUUUUCAUCCAAACCUUCAGCAUCCUUCAUUGGUUGUAUUAUUGUUUAGCUUUGGUCUAUGCAUUUUUACAGAAUUAAUAGUUUUGUCCGGAUAUUUUAAUGUGCAAUAUUUUUGUUAAAUUCAAAAAUGUAAGCCAACAUUCACACGCGAAAUUUGAGUUUCAAAGAUUAUAAAAUUUUAAGCCCUAUUUUGAGAAAGUAAUUGAUUGACAAAACGUCUUCAAAGUUUAUUUUCUUCAUCACUUAACUGCCUUAAUAUCUGUUCAAAAUAAAAUGACCAAACUUGUCUAUUCUCUUUCGAAUGUUUCUUUUUCUUUUGUAGUACAUUUUAUAUUAUCCAUCAUUUAUCAAGCCUUUAACAUAAAAAAAACGAGCGUACAGGGAAAUGCAACUAAAUUCAAGUUUAUUUAUGUAAGAAAAGAAGAAAUUCUACUAUUACAUGGAAACUCAAAAAAGACAUUUGAUCAGUUUUACAUGCGAUUAUGUCGAAUUUACUAAUAAGCGUUUCUGGUUUGUGAUGCAAUUUAUGAAUUAAUAACUGUAAUUGUACAUAUUAAUUGCUGAUGCAAUUAAAUUGAAUGUUUGAGGAAACAUUACGGUAACUUGUUUUAAAGAAUGACAUCAGCGCAAAUCCUACUAAGAUGUUUAUACGUUAUGAAUGAUGUGACACCGCUGUUGUUGUUGCUUCUGCUUUUUUUCCCUAUUAACUUGUGUCUUUCUGGGAGAAUAAUAGCGGAAAAUAAUGCAGUUGAAUCCAUCACAAGUCGCAAUAUUGAUUUGAAAUGGUAUAUCGAGUUUGGCGCUAACGAGACACUUGUAACGUUAGAUGUUUAUACGUCUGCGCUUAUCUCCCCAUUGAUCAGUGCAAAAAGCCCAAAUGAUACAAAGUUGAUAUUAAAUUCCAAAAGGGAUGCUUGUUUAAGCAGUGCAUCGUAUAAGCUUAUCAAUAAGACCUCAGCUCAUUUGUCUAUUCAUUUUGAUUGCUGUAUUGGAAAUUUUUUCACAUACACUUGCGAGGUGGAAUUUUCUAGCGGACAUUUUGAUGAAAGUUUGAUUGGUUUUCAGUGCUUAGAUGUUCCAGACUUUAAGGAUUAUAGACCACUUGUUAUAGGUCUAUCAGUUGGAACUCUCUUGUUCUUCAUUCUUGCGAUCAGUUGUGCAUUUUAUGUUCGACAAAGAAAAAAAGCAACUUUGGAACACUUGCAGCGAGUUACGUACGAAGUUGAGAACAGGCGACGAAAUUCAGCUUUGUAAAGAAGUACUUGAGGUGUCAAGUGUAGAAAAAUUAACAAACUAAAUCAGUGCAGGCAAAAAAGGUUUCUCUUGAAGUUAAAGUUCCUUACUUUCAUCAUGCAAUGCAUUUUUAUAAAUUUAUUAGAAAGCUUGUGGUAGGAUAUGUUAGUAAUGAUUUUACGUUUUUGCAGAAUGGUCUUCGGAGGAUCCUCCAAAAAUGGUCAUAGAAUGAUAAAUAGACCAUUUAUUUUGUGAUUAAAAACAAUUUAUUGUUAUAUGUUAAAAUUAAGACUGUAAAUAUAAAGUGUACAAUAAAUAAAUUUUUCUAUUAGUAAUAAAAUUUUAGUUUUUCUUUCGGAUCUAAAAGUUUUGAGGUCAGUGUUUUUUAAGAAAAUUGUUGCAAUGCAGGGAGAAUAUUGUUCAGAAUAAUAGUAAAAAUAAAAAAAAAAUAAUGAACACAAACCUUUAGAAUAGGAAUGAAUACUACUUUUUAACAAUAGAAAUAUCAAGAAUUUUUGUUGUUUUUUUCCAACGUAAACGGAGAAGGCGUUUUUACGACAGAAAAUUUCACUGCACUUUCAAAUUGUCUGUUUUUCGCAUGAUCGCGUACUUUCGUGAUUUGGUUUUCACGUGAACCUUAUACUACUAGUCGCUAGUCCUCAGACAACCCCACGAGGCAUCAAUAUAUGUGCGUCCUUUCUCCGCCUGUUAACACGAAGUAAUCAAGUUUACCUGGAUGGAGGUUAUUAAUAAGAAUAUAGGGUGCCAGUGUAAUGGCAUUUUCGACGACAAAACACCCAGUUCGCAGAUUUCUCGUUGCCUGUUUUAGCAGGGUAAAACAGGUUCUAAAAACAUAGAUUCUAAAAAAUAGGUUUUUAAAAAUAAAACAGUUUUUACUUUUAAAUUUUACAAAAACUUUUUCACAAAAUAGAAUUGCUGAGUGUUUGUUUUAGCUUCACACUGUGUUUUUAUUUAAACUGAAGUUAGGAUAUAGUUUUUAUGUCUAUACAGAUAUGCGACAUGGUAUACCUGUAUUAAGCGCUCAGCUCAAUGUUAAAACGGAUUGUUUCACGUGUUUCUAUUUAACCAAAGUUUCAAUAAUUUUCUUCUUAAAAAGGGGCAUUAUACCUAUAUGGAUGCGCGACAUUGUUUACCUGUAAUAAGCGCCUAGUCGGAGGAACAUUUAUUUCUGAACUUUAACCGGGAACAUAAAAAAACUUGCCAGUUGUUUUUGCUAUACCGGGGUAACAACAGGUUGUAAACUGUGUUUUCAUUUCGGGUAAAUGUGCAGGAAAGUUAUAUUUUGCGAAAUAGAACAUACCAUAAUGCUGUGCGCUUCACUCAAUUUACGACAUACGAAUUAGAUAUGCAUAUAUAGAUUGAGGAUUGGCUAAUGUAAUUCUUGGUGAAGGUUAAAUCUGCUGUAACGAUCUAUCAAGAUUCGUUUCAUUGUACGUUUUCUUUUAAAUUUUUCAUGUGUUUCGCAUAAUAUUGUUUUUUCAACUAUGAAAUAAGAUGUCGUGGAUUGAGGCAAAUCUCCAACCUUAAAAGUAACGCUUCAAAUAAACACCACUAUUUUUACAACAAAGAUAACCCAAUGGAAGUGAUAUGAUGAGCUAUUUUCAAAUAGCAUAACGGAAUAUGAAGUACGCUCACAAGCACUUCAAUCAACUGCGUAAAAAAAUAUAGUUAACCAGGGUCGGAUCCAGGAUUUUUACGUAACUAAGCAAAAAAAAAUUUGGAGGGGAAUUACCGCCCAGAAUGGGCGUUAAAAUACGCCAAAUGGGCGGACCUAAUAGAAACAAAAUUUAUCACUUGUUCAGGCGUUAAAAAGUACACUUUGUAACAAUAUACAUAAAAAAUAUACAGCUAAAAUAUAUAAAACAUGUAAACUAUGUAUAAGUAAACCAAUAAACGCAAUCAGUAUAAAUCAAUCACCAAGUAUAUAUAUUUAAAAAAGCCUUUAUCUCUUAUUCUUUUUAGCAAACACUUCAUCAGAGUGAUUGACCUGUUAAACAUGAUAACUCCUAGGCUGCUUAACCUUUCCUCCGACAUCGUGUUUCGCAUCUGAGUCCUUACGCGCUGAACGAUACUCCUCUUACAAGUGCAUGAGGUUACAGGAAUUGUAGCCAAAAUUCUCAGAACUUCAUGAAUUGAUGGAAAUGUGUACAUAUUUGUAGUUUUAAGUAAAGAGGUAAUAUCUGUUGGUAGAGCACCUUUUCCAAAAUAUCCCCCACAUAUUCAACUGGGCAUAUGUUACUAUGGGCUGGAAUAUCACUCACAAACAAUCGCAGGAAUUUUUUAAACUUAACCUUCUAGUUAAAUCAAAAUAAUUUCACAGAAAUACCAGCAACACCUCUCCUGGGCUCAACAAUUGUGUUGAAUAAAUUGCCCAUUUGUUUAUAUCAUAAGCUUUGAUAGGUGGUGAUUGGAUCCUACAAAAUUAAAAAAUAUAUAGAAUGACACAAAUUUUAAAGGUACUGCCUGCAUCACAUAUAGUUUACUCCUGUCAGGAAUCGAACCUGAACCUUUUACGAAAUUGUAUCAUAAAUAUCAUACCAUUUGAUCACAGGAGUUUAGACAUUAAAUAAAUAAAAAAAUCAAAUGUGCAUAUUCCAUGAAAAACUCAUCAUACCUCAAUAACAUCACAAAUUGAUAAAACGCACGUUUAUGAUGACCAAAUGAAGGAUUUUGAAACAUGUUUUGCUUUCUCAAUUAUGGCCUGUUCUCUUGACUUCGUCUUUGUGUACACGUCACAACCAACAUCCGAUAAACAUUGCACAAAAAUAUUGUUAGGAGAUUGUUGGAGCAUUGGAUGUUCAGCGUAAUAUGUUGCAUUUUGAUAGAUUUCCAAAGAGGUCAAAAUUCUCAAAAUUGAAGCUAGCGUUUCAUCACCAACCAGCAACACAGAAAUAGAUCUGUAAAGACAGUUACCAUAUCCACUGACACUGAUGGGCAUAACAAGAAAUUAUGUAUAACGUAUGCCCAGUCAUCUUGGCGAAGAACACCACAAUGACUUGGUUUGAAAAUUGAUGGAAUUUCCUUCCUUCAUACAACUCUUGUUUCCAUUCAUCAUGCUGGCUCAAUAUUUUAUUGAAAUCCAC